AUGGUGAAGCUGAGUGAAGAAGCCAAACAGAGGCUGCAGCAGCUCUUCAAGGGCGGCCCGUUUGCCACCCGCUGGGGCUUUAUUCCUCUGGUGGUUUACCUGGGAUUUAUAAGGGGUGCAGAUUCUGGAAUGCCUGAACCAUCAGCUUUAAACCUACUUUGGGGAUAAAGGACUGUUCGGUCAUCUGGA
This is a messenger RNA of Rattus rattus (black rat), 189 nucleotides long. RefSeq names its product mitochondrial import receptor subunit TOM7 homolog. The record is from RefSeq and is a predicted model, not a curated record. Gene Ontology annotation, biological process: protein import into mitochondrial matrix. Gene Ontology annotation, cellular component: mitochondrial outer membrane translocase complex. The coding region runs from base 1 to 168 and encodes 55 amino acids. The transcript has a single exon. Lineage: Eukaryota; Metazoa; Chordata; Mammalia; Rodentia; Muridae.